AUGCGAUACGACGCGACUUACACGGCCUCACAGGCGGAAACAUACGGAAGAAACCGCCAGUCGAUCGCCGACCUCGAACAAGAACUCCACGACAUAUUCACCGACCACCCCCAAUGCACCCUCAACGACGCGGAGGAGCCCGUGAUCCCGGGCGACGCUCUCGUCGAUGUCCUCCGCACCUUCUCGUCCAACCACAACUCCGUCGAGCUCAUGGACAAGGCCGAGGAGGAACAGCUCACCGCGAUCCUCUCCAGCACCCCCGGGCUCCAAGUCACCCCCCAGAUCCUCCUCCAGUUCAUCGCCACGAAGACCGGGGACUCCGGCGCGUUUACGUCGAGCUCGAGCUCGAAUGACUCGCCCUCGGAGAGCGCCCUCGACACAGACGAGGACGAGCGCGGGCGGCAGGAGGAGAGGGACCAUGAGGGUAUGAACAGCCGCUCGUCGAGUCGCGACUCGACCGCGACGUACUACCGCUCGUCGUCGCGGGGCCCGAAGACCCCGCGCGACUCCGUGUUCGAGACGGGCCGGAGGCAGCGGACGACGCCGCUCGGGAAGAAGGAGACGGCGCCCUCGAGCUGGUCGCGCCGACCAGCACCCCCCAGCCGGCGCAAGAGCGAUGCGAGUCAGGGCCACGGUCGCGCGAUGAGCGACUCUGAGUCUAUAUCCUCACCUCCGCCUCAUCAAACGCCCGGGCGCACGCGCGCCCCGUCAAACCCCACGAGUCCUACGUUCACCUCAGCCCAACUCUCGAAUUCAAUCGGCUCUCCAACAUUCAGUGCGACACACUCUCGACCACACUCGCGCGCACAGUCCCAGCCACACAACACAUACACUUCCUUCGACCACUCGUUUGGAUAUGGCUCGUCGCCGGAACGGGACACCGGCCGCACCGGACUCAUGUCCCCUCCGGAGUCCGCAGACGACUCGUUCGAGGACGACCGUUCAUUCGAAGACCAGAUCUCGUCCCUCCAGAUGCCCAAGCGCGACGAUGACGAUGACGAUGAUGAAGACGAUGACGACGAGAUCAACGCGCAUCUCCUCGGGCUCAUCAUGGACCGGUCUGCGGCGUCGUCGACGGCGUCCCUGGACGUGCAGGAGCGGAUGGAGGCGCUUCAGAGGUUGAACACGGACCUCGGGCGCAAGCUCUUGGAGGGUGAGCGGACACUGCAGACCCGGCUCUCUGACCACGAGACCGAGCUCGAGGAGAUGCAGGGCAGGAUCGAGGAGCUGAGGGCGGAGCUCAGUGCCACGAAGCGUGAGGAGAAGGAGCUUCGGUCCAAGGAGCGCCAGAACGCUACACAGAUCGUGGCGCUUGAGGUCGAGCUCACUAGGACACAGAAGAACCUGGAGCAGACCCGCGCGACGUUCAACGGCGUACAGAAGCAGUACUCAGAGCAGUGUGCCGAGUCCGAGCGAAUCCGCAACCAGCUGCGCCUGCGCGACCAGGACAUCAAGGAUCUUCAGGAAGCCGCCCACAUACAGGGCGUCGAGGCGCAGAAGUGGAUGCGCGAGCAAGCGACGUACGAAGAACGUAUCCAGCUCCUGGAGAGUGACCUGGCGAUCGCUCUCCAGGCUCAAGCGCAGCUCGACGAGCAGAAGAACGAGAAUAUGCUACUCAAGGAGACCAUCGACCGCAUGCGGUUCGAUAUGGACGAACUCCGCAACAUGGCGCACUCGGACAAGGGCGGAGGCUCGGGCACCGCCAGUGCACACGGGAGCGUGAGCAAGUCUCUCGGCAUGGAGCUCCUCAACAAGAUGAAGGAUGGCAAGUGGGAGUUGGAGGAAGAGGACACCGACAGCGAACCUUCAAUCGAGAUUGAAGGGACGCCGGAAGAGGAUGACACGGAGUCUGAAGACUUUGUGCAAACGAUCAUCACGCGCACCAAGCGGAAGGUUGCCAGUCGCGCGAAGCACAUCGAGACCCUCAAGAUCGAUGAGAUGAAGGAGUACUCUGACACGGGCACUCAGCACAAUCCUGCUGAGUUCACCACUUCGCUUUCCAUUCAGACAGUUCCUCCACCUAGGGUCUUCGCUGCCAGCGUACAGACACAAGCCACGCUUCUCACGACCAUGUCAAUCCAAACGGACCCGGAACCCAUACCCACCCCCCCUGUCAUCAUCACCGUCGAGCGUGAGAUCCAGACUGAGGCUUGGCAGCCCGAACCCUUGGGCUCUCAGGCUUCAGAUGAGGAUGAUGAGACGCUUGCGUCGUCGUCCUCUACCCUGCUACCGCCAACCCCCAAAUCACAGUCAGAACACCUGCACCCACAUUCCCAUGACCUCCCUCCAGCCUACGAUAAGGUCACCAGUGAAGACAUCGCACUCCGGAUCUCGGACGAAACGCUCAAGAGCUGGCACAAGGGCAUCCAGUUCCCCAUCGAACCGCUCGCGGGCGGAAUAUCGGCAGAUGCCGUCGAGGACUGGAAGGCGAUCAAGGAAGAGCUCGGAGUCGAGUGUGCGGCCAUCGACAAGCUCAUCGAGGAGUCCGCCCGCAACGGCCCGCGCCCCUCGCGAGACGGGUCGAAGGGUCGACGCAAGUCCGGCCGGUUCUACAACAUCUACAACACCUACGUCUACGGCGACUCGGAAGGCAGAGGGUGGGGCCAGAUUGCGAUCUGUGUGGGGGCGUCGGCCGUCGUGGCGUUCCUCAUGGGGCAGGCUUCCGUUCCCCAAAUGGUCCCCGGCGGCGUCACCUACUAUGACCGGGCCGCCUGGGCGAGCUACAACGCGAUGCCGGGAGGUGGUGAGGGCAUCACGGUCGACAGUACUGCGGCUGUGUGGUCGUUCCUCGGUCGUCUCGGCGGCGAUGCUGCGCGUACGCUUGCCGGCUGGCCGACAUAG
This is a messenger RNA of Epithele typhae, 2841 nucleotides long. RefSeq lists its product as uncharacterized. The transcript has 5 exons. NCBI's taxonomy places the organism in Eukaryota, Fungi, Basidiomycota, Agaricomycetes, Polyporales, Epitheliaceae. The record is from RefSeq and is a predicted model, not a curated record. Bases 1 to 2841 code for a protein of 946 amino acids.